CGGGCAGGACAUAAUUACCACCACCAGCCGCCGCCGCCGCCGCCGUCUUGGCUCACCUUUUCUAAGUUUGUGUGUUUUGUCCGUGUGACUGACUAACCUUUUGAAAUAUGUGUCAGAGUGUUUCCGAGUGUCUGCCAGUCUUUUCUGUCGUCCUCCCGGUUGCCUGAAUGCCUGUGGAUGCUUGUGUGUCGCUUUGUAUUUUUGUCUGCGUGUCGCUGUGUGUUUGCGUGCUGUUGUCUCUGCUGCCCGGUCUGAUCGCGCCCGUGUCUGACAGCCCCUGUCCUGUGAUUGCGCAGCAUAAGCUGAAGUCUUCGCAGAGGGACAAGGUACGGCAGUUCAUGUCCUUCACACAGGCUGGGGAGAAGACAGCUGUGUACUGCCUCACGCAGAAUGACUGGAAACUAGAAGUCGCCACGGACAACUACUUUCAGAACCCAGAGCUUUACUGUAAGGAGUCCAUGAAAACCUCAGUAGACCGGAAAAAGCUGGAGCAGCUCUACAACCGCUACAAAGAUCCCCAGGAUGAAAACAAGAUCGGCAUCGACGGGAUCCAGCAGUUUUGCGACGACCUCUCCCUGGACCCGGCCAGCAUCACGGUGCUCGUGGUCGCGUGGAAGUUUCGCGCUGCCACUCAGUGUGAGUUCACCAAGAAGGAGUUUCUGGACGGGAUGACAGAGCUGGGGUGCGACAGCCCAGAAAAGCUGAAGGCCCUUUUGCCAAGAUUAGAGCAGGAACUAAAAGACAGCGGGAAGUUCAAAGAUUUCUACCAGUUCACCUUUAACUUUGCCAAAAAUCCUGGACAGAAGGGUCUCGAUUUGGAGAUGGCUGUAGCCUACUGGAACCUGGUCCUGUCGGGACGAUUUAAGUUCCUCGAUCUUUGGAACAGAUUCCUUUUGGAACACCAUAAACGAUCCAUCCCAAAGGACACGUGGAACUUAUUGUUGGACUUCGGUAACAUGAUCGCAGAUGACAUGUCGAACUACGAUGAGGAAGGGGCAUGGCCAGUCCUUAUAGACGAUUUUGUGGAAUUCGCUCGACCAAUUGUAACAGGAUCAAAACGCAAAACUCUCUAAAUCCCAACUCUGGAAAAAAAACCAGAACGUUGUUUCUUUUACAGUGACUUCAUAGUUUUUUUUAAGACUUGUACAAAAAAAAAAGAGAAAAAAAAAAGUGAAAAUUGUAGAGAGAAAACAGAAGCACUUGAAGCUGUCAGGAAAACCACCUUUCAGGGGGAGCUGAGUAGAAACUACGACUGGCCGCGUUUUCCGUCCUCUCGGGACUGAGGCUUCUUAUGGACAUUGCCAGAUUCCCGGUUUCCUGGACGCCCCUCUGCUCUGCUCCGGGAGGAGCACUACAGCCCCGUCGGCGGGCACGGACACAGCGCUGAGAGGAGGUUCACCUGCUGCGCGUACUCUAAACAGACCGGAGAGGAGAGAGAGAGCUGUGUGUUUUAAGAUUCUUCCUAGUCAGCUUUGUUUUGUUAUAUGAAGCUCUUGAGUGACUGUGCAAAGUUCCCCUUGUCUUACUCUAACUUCGGGACAGAGUGCUCACUACACCAGCACCAACAGAACUGUUGCAGUUUUAACUGUACAUACUGUAUCUAUUGGAACAGUUUACAAAGAGAGCUAUAUGAAGAAUAAUAUAAAUAUGUUUGAUUUAUAAAUGCAAAAGAUGAUUGUUUUAUGUACAGUAAAAAUGCUAAGAUCUCUAACGGGAUGCCUCAAUAUUGUGGAUGAUAAUAUGCUGUUGGUUUAACUGUAAGGUGGAUCUGUCAAGAAUUUGUGAGCUUCUCAUCGAAAGCAUGUUAAAAAACACAUUUUACGUCACGUCGGGCUGGUUUCACAAAUAAAUUUUCACUAAAUUAAAGGCGGUGCUUUAAUUUAGGUGACUGAUAUUGCUUCGUGGUAUUCAUUUGUCUGAGCAAUCUCAGUUGGGAGCGGGUAUUUAUUCGUAUGUUAACAAGAGUCGGGCCUUUUCCGGAGCUUCUUCCUGACGACAAUUGUUCCCUCUGAGGUGUUUUUGAUGCUAAGUCGAGUAUUAAGCAGCAGUUUUAAGGUUAAAAAUGUGGCCAGCCUGUAGGAUUACAUGGCACAUUGAUGUCUGUGAUGCCAACAACGUGAAGCCCGUACAACUUACAGAUCAGGACACUAAAGAGGGCGACAAACAACAGGAGGACAAAUUAAGCCUUAAGAAUAAUCACCUGUCUGUUCAAUGUUCAUGUUUCUGUUCAACCCCUGUUACUAAAGGUAGUGGAAAUAGGAACAUACUGUUGAUACAUCAUGUAAGUAGCCUAAGUAUACUGCUCAUUUAAGAAAGAUGAAUAAAGCAUGAGUUUUUCCAUAAUCGUAUUUAGCUCUUUUGUUGUUGAUAAGUAUCAAUGGAUAGUGUCGAUCGAUAUCGAAGACAAGAGUGCAGCUGUUUAAGACGGAGUGUAUUUGAUGAAGCACACGUAGAAUCUACAUUUGUUCAAAUAAAAUGUAUUUUUUAACGUAA
Messenger RNA from Mugil cephalus (flathead mullet), 2493 nucleotides. Its product is annotated as DCN1-like protein 1. Lineage: Eukaryota; Metazoa; Chordata; Actinopteri; Mugiliformes; Mugilidae. The record is from RefSeq and is a predicted model, not a curated record. Gene Ontology annotation, biological process: protein neddylation; positive regulation of ubiquitin-protein transferase activity. The transcript has 6 exons. Gene Ontology annotation, cellular component: ubiquitin ligase complex. The coding region runs from base 168 to 1073 and encodes 301 amino acids. Gene Ontology annotation, molecular function: ubiquitin conjugating enzyme binding; ubiquitin-like protein binding; cullin family protein binding.